Molecule: messenger RNA, 1622 nt
Organism: Aspergillus steynii IBT 23096
Lineage: Eukaryota; Fungi; Ascomycota; Eurotiomycetes; Eurotiales; Aspergillaceae
Product: glycosylphosphatidylinositol-alpha 1,4 mannosyltransferase I
Exons: 3
Coding region: 132-1457 (441 amino acids)
Biological process (GO): GPI anchor biosynthetic process
Cellular component (GO): membrane; glycosylphosphatidylinositol-mannosyltransferase I complex
Molecular function (GO): alpha-1,4-mannosyltransferase activity; GPI mannosyltransferase activity
Source: RefSeq, a predicted model, not a curated record
UAAACUCGGAGAAUUGAGCGCUUCAGCGUCCAUGGCGGUCUAAACCCGACUCCACCCGUAUUCACCGAGCACAUAAGAUAAAACUCACCCAAACUGAUGCGUCGCUAAGCACCAUCAACCCAAAAGUCACCAUGGCUUUUCCCUCAUUCUUCCAGCGCCCAUCACUAGUCUACGGCUCUGCCAUCGCCUUACGGACCAUCCUCCUCAUCUACGGCGCCUGGCAAGAUGCCCACUCCGCCGUCAAAUACACCGACAUCGACUACAUGGUGUUCACCGACGCCGCGCGCUACGUCUCCCGCGGCGCCUCGCCCUACGCCAGAGACACCUACCGCUACACGCCUCUGCUGGCCUGGCUUCUGAUCCCGACGUCCUGGCCAGGCGCGGGUGGCCUGUUUUUCCUGUUCGGAAAAGCCCUCUUCGCAAUGUCGGAUGUCCUCGCGGGCUGGCUGAUCGCGAAGUCUCUGAUGUCCUCGUCCUAUGGCAUGGAUGCUGCGUGCGCGCGCAAAUACGCGUCCGUCUGGUUGCUGAACCCCAUGGUUGCUAAUAUUAGUACCAGGGGGAGCUCGGAAGGGUUGCUUUGUGUGUUGGUUGUGGCCCUGCUGUGGGCGGUUCUUAGGGGGAGGGUGACUCUCGCGGGGGUCCUGUUGGGCUUGAGCGUGCAUUUUAAGAUUUAUCCGUUUAUAUACGGCGCCGCCGUGGUGUGGUGGUUGGAUGGGGAGAGGGAGGAAUCCAUCAGGUCCCCAGUGCAGUCCAAGUCCAAGGCCCCGUCCCAGCCCGCGUCUGGGACUAGAGCAGCGAAAGAGAAAGGGAAAGAGAAAGAGGGUCUGAUCGCGCAAAUCUCCACCUUCCUGACGCCCUCGCGCGUGCAACUCACUCUCACCGCGCUGGCGACCUUCUCGGCCCUCAACCUCUCAAUGUAUAUCCUCUACGGAUAUCCGUUCCUGCACCAUACCUACCUCCACCAUCUUACGCGCAUCGACCAUCGGCAUAAUUUCUCGCCCUACAGUACCUUGCUGUAUCUGUCUGCUGCUGGAGGCACAGGACCGGAGGCAGUGCACGGCUCUUUCGAAUCUCUGGCCUUCAUCCCGCAGCUGUUCCUGUCUGUCGUGGCGAUUCCGCUGGUCCUGGGGAAGAAGAGUCUGGCGGGGGCGAUGCUGGCGCAGACGUUUGCGUUUGUGACGUUUAAUAAGGUUUGUACGAGUCAGUAUUUCCUCUGGUACCUCGUUUUCCUGCCCUUCUAUCUGCCCAGCUCCUCUUUGCUUCAGAACCCGAAACUAGGUCUGCUAGCGAUUGGACUAUGGGUUCUCGGUCAGGCCCUCUGGCUCCAACAAGGCUAUCUUCUUGAAUUCCUAGGCGUGUCGAGUUUCGUGCCGGGACUUUAUCUUGCCGGGUUGGGCUUCUUCGCGGUGAACGUUUGGUUGUUGGAGGUUAUUGUGAGGGAUGUUGGGGGUGUUUAGUCUUUCUAUUUCGUUGCUCUUGUUAUUGGGUGGUGCUGGUUAUGCUGGUAUGUGGAUGGUGAGCUGAGCUGGUUUGAGAGGGUAUGACAUAGAUCUGUAGAUCGAUAUAUGAGAGGAAGGGAGGGAGGUAGGGACUAAAGCAUCCAUCUCUAUCCAAUAAUAUCU